Molecule: messenger RNA, 1239 nt
Organism: Engraulis encrasicolus (European anchovy)
Lineage: Eukaryota; Metazoa; Chordata; Actinopteri; Clupeiformes; Engraulidae
Gene: anxa1a
Product: annexin A1a
Exons: 13
Coding region: 106-1110 (334 amino acids)
Biological process (GO): negative regulation of T-helper 2 cell differentiation; actin cytoskeleton organization; positive regulation of cell migration involved in sprouting angiogenesis
Cellular component (GO): cytoplasm; plasma membrane
Molecular function (GO): phospholipase A2 inhibitor activity; cadherin binding involved in cell-cell adhesion; calcium-dependent phospholipid binding
Source: RefSeq, a predicted model, not a curated record
UUUCGUUGGUAUAAAUACUGUGCCUCCACUCCUCCCCGGCUCCUCCUGCUCUCACUGGCAGCUUGGGAAAAGUCUGCUGUCAGUAGAUAACCACCAGCCUGCACCAUGUCUUUCAUCCAGCAGUUCCUUCAGCAGACAGUCUAUCUGGGCUUGCCCAAUCAGGCAAAAGGAACAGUGACAGCCCAUCCACACUUCAGUGCCGAGGGAGAUGUUGGGGUGUUGGAUAAGGCCAUCAAAGCCAAAGGUGUGGAUGAGACCACCAUUAUCGAGGUGCUGGUGAAGAGGAGCAAUGCCCAGCGCCAGAGGAUCAAGGAUGCAUACAUGAAGGCAGCCGGCAAGCCCCUAGAGACGGCUUUGAAGGCGGCCCUGAAGGGAGAGUUGGAGGACGUGGUGCUGGCUCUGCUCAGGACUCCGGCCCAGUACGACGCCCAGCAGCUCAAACUCGCCAUGAAGGGACUAGGGACAGAUGAAGACACACUGGUUGAGAUUCUGGCCUCCAGGACCAAUGCUGAGAUCAGAGACAUCAAGGUGGCCUACCAACAAGAAUUCAAAAAGGAGCUGGAAGAUGACAUCAAGUCGGACACAGGUGGUGAUUUCAGGAAGGCCCUUCUUGCCCUCUGUAAGGCCAACAGAGCCGAAGACACAGUUGUGAAUGAGGAUCAGGCAGACAACGAUGCCAGGGCCAUGUAUGAGGCCGGGGAGCAGAGGAAAGGAACAGACUGCACUGUCUUCAUCGACAUCCUCACCAGCAGGAGCGCCCCACAACUCCGCCAAAUGUUUCAGAUGUACUCCAAAUACAGCAAAGUCGAUGUGGCCAAGGCCAUUGACCUCGAGCUGAAGGGGGAUAUUGAGAACUGUCUGACUGCUGUAGUCCAAUGUGCUGGAAGCAAACCUGCCUAUUUUGCUGAAAAACUCAACGACUCCAUGAAGGGCAAAGGCUACCGGGCCAAGAUCCUGACGCGCAUCAUGGUGAGCCGCUCCGAGAUCGACAUGGUGCAGAUCAAGGAGGAGUACAUGAAGAAAUAUGGCAAGUCCCUCUACCAGGAGAUUCUGGAUGACACCAAAGGAGACUAUGAGAAGAUUCUUUUGGCCAUUUGCGGUGACAACUAACAUGUCAUACCAACAACAAAGGAUAUUAGGGGAGGAUGCCACAUUUAUCGCAAAAGCACUACAAAGAUCACAUGCCAAAAUAAUUUUCACUGUUACAUGGUGCCAUAUUAAAACAGAACCUCACUGACA